This is a messenger RNA of Ixodes scapularis (black-legged tick), 735 nucleotides long. Its product is annotated as glycine-rich cell wall structural protein-like. The coding region runs from base 1 to 735 and encodes 244 amino acids. The transcript has 3 exons. NCBI's taxonomy places the organism in Eukaryota, Metazoa, Arthropoda, Arachnida, Ixodida, Ixodidae. The record is from RefSeq and is a predicted model, not a curated record.
AUGAGACUUUGGGGUGUCGCCUUGGCCGCACUGACCGCUGCCAGUCUCAGCUUGGCAUCACCCUUCGGAGGAGGCGGAGGUGGCUGGAAAAUGGGUGGCGGGGGCGGCGGAGGUGGAUGGAAAAUGGGUGGCGGGGGCGGCGGAGGUGGCUGGAAAAUGGGUGGCGGGGGCGGUCACGGAGGAGGAGGGGGCUUCAAGGGAGGCAUGAUGCCCACCAUGAAGCACAAGUUCCGCACGGGCAACGUCUACCUAAUCAAGGAACUGCAUCCCGUCGGCGGCGGUCAUGGCGGCGGAGGCGGCGGCGGAGGCGGCGGCUGGAAGAUGAUGGGCGGAGGAGGCCACGGCGGAGGAGGCUGGAAGAUGAUGGGAGGUGGUGGCGGCUGGAAGCCUAUGGGUGGCGGCUGGAAGUCCGGUGGCGGGGGCGGUGGCUGGAUGGGAGGCGGCGGCCACGGUGGCGGUGGAUGGAUGCCGAUGGCUGGCUGGAUGAUGGGCGGCGGUCACGGCGGCGGAGGAGGCGGCUGGAAGAUGGGAGGCGGCGGAGGUGGCUGGAAGAUGGGAGGCGGUGGUGGAGGCUGGAAGAUGGGCGGCGGUGGAGGCCAUGGAGGAGGAGGAGGAGGAGGCUCUAAGGUUGGAACCACGUACAUCAUCAUCAAAAAGGGAGGUGGCGAUCGACCGAUAAAACUGCCCGUCUCAAAGUUGUACUUCGAACUCUUAUUGACGAUACCACUACGGUGA